Molecule: messenger RNA, 2643 nt
Organism: Rhinichthys klamathensis goyatoka
Lineage: Eukaryota; Metazoa; Chordata; Actinopteri; Cypriniformes; Leuciscidae
Product: EF-hand calcium-binding domain-containing protein 4B-like
Exons: 16
Coding region: 299-2593 (764 amino acids)
Molecular function (GO): calcium ion binding; GTPase activity; GTP binding
Source: RefSeq, a predicted model, not a curated record
ACGUCAGCAGUGCCAGUGAUGAUGACUAAGACUAAUCUGCAUUUCACUUCUCAAAGUCUUAACAUUCCUAAAGACGAUAAGGAUUGCUGAUGUGUUGCUCUUUCUCUGUUUCUUUCUGCUGCCUGGGACCCAUGCAGGCAUUCAGUACAAGACAAUAAAUGAUGAUUCCUGAAUUAAUCAGCAUAAUUCCCUGUAUUGGAUCUAGCUUUGGAUUCCGUCCCAGUUGUGCUCUCACGUCUCUCGCCUACAUUGUAUCCUGACCUGUUCAAAGACGGCCAAGGUAAACAGUGCUGGAAUCAUGUCAGAGAUCGGACACGUUAGAGACACACGGGUCACCAGGAGUGGCUCAGACCAGGAUGAGAAGCAGCCGAAACCGCGGCCGAGGAAAAGUGUGAAGAAGAACGCAGGAUGGGGACACAUUGCUAUGUUGGACAAAAUAGAGGACUUCUUUCAGAUCUGUGACAGCGAGGGAAAGGGCUUCAUCACACGCACUGAUAUGAGGAGGCUACUCAAAGAAUUGCCACUCACUGCUGAGGAACUCGAGAAUGUUUUUGACUCGCUAGACCUGGAAAAAAAUGGAUACCUGACCAUGGGAGAGUUUUCCUCCGGAUUCAGUAACUUUCUUUACGGACGAAGAGUCUCCAAGACUGAGGAACUAAUGAAUACACCCUCUCAGAGCUCAGGGGAUGAAGAGCUGUCAGGGAAAGAGGAUGAUGAAGAGAGACAUUUCAGCGUGUUGAUGGAGAGCUUGGGUGCUAGCAAUAUGUUUGAGGACCCGAGUGAGGUUCGCAGCCUGUGGACUCAGCUCAGGAAGGAUGAGCCUAACCUCCUGUCCAACUUCGAAGAGUUCCUGGCCCGUGUCACAUAUCAAAUCAAAGAGGCGCAACAAGAGAGGAAGGAGAUGGAGAGCACCCUCAGAAGGAAAGCAGCCACACAUGACAACGAAAUUCGCAGAUUAUAUGAGGAAAUGGAGCAACAGAUCAUUAAUGAAAAAGAUCAAGCAAUUCUGAAGGACUCUGAAAAUCUGCAGUUGCGCAGUCAGGACCUCCAGCAGCGGCUCCGUAGUAAAGAACAGGAUUUGGAGCAGCUUUUCCAAAAACAAAGGAGGUUAGAGCGACAAUGCCGUGACCUUCAUAGCGAACAACAGGAGAGUCGACUGGAGAAUGUUAAACUGAAAAUGACCAAUGAGGAGUUGUCUCGUGAACUUGAGCACACCUGCCAGGAGCUGGAGUUGGCUCAGGAGCAGCUGGGCAUUCUGCAGGAGCAGGCGUCUCGACUACAGCAGGAGAGAGAGAUGGAGAUGUACAGAAUCACAGAAGGCUUGCAGAGAGAAAAACACAGCUUGAUGAAACAGUUAGAUCUACUCAGAGAAAUGAAUAAACAUCUGCGAGAUGAGCGAGACAUUAGCUUUCUGAAACGCAGCAAUUCAAUGAAGAAAUCCUCACGCAAGCACAGACUGAGCGCAGCUUCAAUAAAAUACACUGAGAGGAAACCAUCUGUCAAAAAAGAAGUUGACGAAGAGGAAGUGACUCAGCGCUCUAACAGGAAGACCACCUCUUUAGCAAACAGUCAAUGUUCACCCUUCACCGCAGGGGAUGAUGGGAAGCCGGAGGUGGAUGUGCAAUCUCAGAAGGUGUCUGGGGACUCGGAAGGUGUAAAUGACAGAGGGGAUGUGGAGGAUGCGCCACCGGAUGGUUGGCCUCUACGCAGAGUCAUAUCCAUCGAGGAGGACCACCUCCCCCACCUGUUACAAGGAGACCCUCACCUUCUUCUGCAUCAGCUCAGUGAGGAAGAAGAAGAGCGAGCCGGAGAGGAAGAAGUUCAGGGGGAUCUAGAGACGAGCUCUCUCUACCCGUCCAAUGCGUCUCUGGCCUCUGCUGACUCUCCACCACCAGUUAGGGUGAAGAAGCCGUCUAAGUCGAAGUGGAUCAGAGGAAACAUGCCCUCGUCUGCACGGGGUCAGCCUGUCGGAAAGGAGACCCACCAGCAGGGUCCAGCAGAAGGUGCUGCCGCAUCCCCUCAACGCCUCUUUAAGGUCAUUCUGGUGGGAAACUCCAGUGUUGGUAAAACCGCACUGCUGAGACGCUUCUGUGAUGGACAGUUUCAUUCUGCCACCUCAGCCACUGUGGGCAUUGACUAUAGUGUGCGGACUCUGAAUUUGGGGGACUGUCACUUUGCCCUUCAGCUAUGGGACACUGCAGGCCAAGAAAGGUAUCGCAGCAUUACCAAGCAGUUUUUCCGCAAGGCAGAUGGCGUGGUGGUCAUCUACGACAUAACAAUGGAGGACAGUUUCAGAUCAGUCCGCCCCUGGCUGACCAGCAUACAGGAGGCCGUAGGCGACCCUAUCCCGGUCAUGCUCCUGGGAAACAAAUCGGACCAGGAGAAUGUGCGAGAAGUGCAGACAAAGGAGGCUGAUAUGCUUGCAGAGGAAACAAACCUGAUGUUCUACGAGUGCAGUGCUUAUACUGGAGCUAAUGUGUUGGAGGCCAUGAUACAUCUGGCCAGAGUCCUGAGGGAACAGGAAGACAGAGUAUGGGUGAACACGGUCAGACUGGUGGAUCAACCACUGAAGAAGAAAUCCUGCUGCAAGUGACCACACACACAUACACACUUAUGGGUGAAAUCACUGCGCUUUAUGUAUCA